Arachis stenosperma is the source of this 3711-nucleotide messenger RNA. RefSeq lists its product as uncharacterized. Lineage: Eukaryota; Viridiplantae; Streptophyta; Magnoliopsida; Fabales; Fabaceae. The record is from RefSeq and is a predicted model, not a curated record. The transcript has 4 exons. The coding region runs from base 104 to 709 and encodes 201 amino acids.
AUUAUGAAUAAUCCAUAAUAUAAAUGUAAUUAGAGGAAAAUUUAAAUAGAUAAUGGAUGGUAAUAAAAAUAUGAUGGUAAUGAAUCAUUGCAAGUGAUGGUAAAUGGCCAUGGAGAACGUUGAGGGAGGAUCUCCUUUUACAGGGACGGGGUCUCAGUCUGGACAGUGCCGCCAUUUCUAUCUUGCGGUUGACAGGCUUCAGUUCAAGAUGCAAACGGUGGUGGAUCUGCUGGGCCUUGUGGGGCGACGACCCUCCCUUCCAAUGGUUGUGUGCUGCAGCAGCCGCGACGACCUUGACUGUCUCUGCUCCGCCGUGUCCGGCCUCCCCUUCAUCUCCUCUUCCCCUCUCUACAGCGACCUUUCUGAACACCAACGCGCUUCUACUCUCGACAAGUUUCGCCACUUGAACCACCCCACUGACCAUGACGACGACGACAAGGAGCGCACCUCCCAUAUGAUCAUCGUCACCGACGCCUGCCUUCCUCUGCUUUCUUCCGGGGAGUGUCCCCUGAACGCUCAUCUUCUCAUCAACUACGACCUACCCCCGAAGAAGGAAACUUAUGGCAGGCGUUUAGCCACUUGUUUAUCACCUGAUGGUGUUGUGAUCAAUAUGGUUGUUGGUGGGGAAGUCGUUACUCUCAAAGCUAUUGAAGAAAGCAGCAAUAUUGUCAUGCAAGAGAUGCCAAUGCAGAUUCUUGACAUUUUAUGAAGAGUGAAACCAGAUAAAUGAAUCUCUCAGUGUUCUGUGUCCCAUCACAGCUAUAGACAUUCCCUUUUUUUCCCUUAUUCCUUCAAACUAUUUUGCAUGAGUACUUUUUUUCUAGGUUCAGAUUCAGAUUACAUUAAAUGUUCUGUCCUUAGAUAUAUCUUGUUAUAUAUUGUUGAAAUUUGUAAAGAUUAAAUGGGAAGGAAACUUUUAAACAGGCUGAUAGGUAAAGACUAGUUACCAAGCUGCUGAUAGUGUGGCUACCAAUGGUACCCUUCCUUCCAGAGCAAAAUUCAUCAUAGUAGUGAGUUGAUUCAUGGUGAUAAAUUCAGAACAGAAAAGAGCUUCAUGUAAUUUUAAAAUAGUUGAACCAAGUACCAAAUAAAAAAGGUAGUUUAUUUUAGACAAAUUAGCAUAAUUUAUUGAAGCAGCUUGUUUUCGUAGCAUUCAGCCUCUUAAUCUAUGGCAAGAUGGUCAUUGGUCAUAUCAUUGUGUAUGUAUGCUGGCAAAACUGAUUGGGAGGCGCAAGUGUUAAGGUCUGAAGAGUUGAUUGGCAGAGGUGAAGAGAAUGAUAGUGAAUGAGGGCAUGAAGGGACUGAUAUCUGCUUAAUAAAUUAGCAGCUAACCUAGUCCUUACUAAAUGUCGUUUUUAAUGACGAAUGACUUCUUUAGUAGCUCUUCUAUUUUCUCGAGUCUAUAACUAUAUAUAAUAAUUUGUUAAAAUAUAUAUUAAAAAUAAAUUACACUAUAUAUAUUUAUAUAUAAUAAAUAUACUAAUUUGAUCAAAGAAAGGUAACAUGGUAUAAUAAUUUUUAAUUUUAUAAAAAAAAGGUAAUAUACAUGGAUGAAAUUGAAGGGAUAUAAAUUAGGAUUGUUAUUUUUUGCUAUAUGGUAUAUAAAGUGAGAUCUUUAACUACUUUCAACUUAAAACCAUGAGUGUGGAAAUUAGGUACACUAUUUGGCAGAAGUGUAUGGAACAGGGGUUUAUAUAUACGAGGAGAUGGUGUUGUUUGGUAUUAGCAAAGAAAAGAUGUCAAAGGAGAGUGUUAAGAGGAGAUAAUGCAUUUGAUGUGAAUAGCUUUAGAUAUUAUGAGUGUUAAUUUCUGCACAAAGGUGAAGCAUGAAUACUUGGUUUGGCACUUAUCAUUGAAAGUCUGCGAGUUUUUUGGGAGAUGAAAGUCUAGCUAUGUGGUGGCUCAAAGGUGAACAUCUAGUGUGUUUUUGUAAUCAUCUAGACCUUUCUUUGUUGUUGUUGCAGGAUUUUGUGUGUUUGGGCUUUGACGUGAUUGGUUUUGAUUGAUUAUUUAUCCUGAUGGCAUUGUUGAAGGGGAUUUUAAUUAAUUAAGGAUUAGUCUUUGUACGUUUCUUUUUUUCUUGGGUAAGGUUGUAACUUAAUAAUCGAAAAAAAGAAUAUACUAAUUUGAUCAUUGUUUUUAUUAUAUAAAUAGUAUUUUGUAUAAAGAGAUAUUCUUCAACCAGCCUAAAGAGAAUAUAGGCAUACACAAGUUGGAAUAAUAAAACAUAGUAUUCUCAGCCACAACUACUCAUGAUCUCUGAAUUUCUUCUAUGUUGAUAAGCUAAAUUAAUCCUCCCUCAAACGAAGUAACCAACUUAAUUAGUCUUGAAUGAAUUCAUAGCAUGUUAUACUUCCUAAUUAGUCUCUUCCCUUAAUUAGCCUCCUUGAAGCUUUUAGUUAAUGAAUGGGUUCUAAGCCUAUCGUCCUUGUGUUGUUGUUCAUCACUUCCACCAGCAUUAUUAUGGCAGAAGAUGAAGAUGCCGCGAUGUAUAAACUGUUGGAAGCCCUUACUCCAACUCCAUAUGGUUGGUCCAAGAACACCUCCCACUGCAACUGGAAAGGCGUGACGUGUGAUACCUACAACUCAGUGGACUGUCACUCAACGGAAUACUGCCCCCCAAUCUCAACGACCUCUCCGAUCUCAUCCAACUCGACCUCUCUCAAAACAAUCUCACGGGGCCGGUGCCUGUCCUCACCGACCUCUACUACCUCGAAGAAGUCAACUUGGCCUUCAACAAAUUCACUUGCAUCAAUCACACUUCCUUCAAAGAUCUACUCGCCUAAGCAACAAUCUCGCGCCAUGGACCUUCUCCGACUCUAUCAGUCUCAGUCAGAGUGACAGUGAUCUUGAAUAUCUACACCUCAGCGCCCACCUUACCAGAUAUAUUCAUGUCCUUCCCCAGAUUGCGAGAAUUGCUUCUCUCUAUAACAACCUCACUGGGGAAAUCCCCAACUCUUUAGCACAAACUGGAAUGUAGAUUUUAGCCCUUGACAGCCAGAAAUCAGGCUUCUCAGGCUCCAUAGAUGUGCUCUCCAACAUGAUCCACUUGAAGGAGGUGCGACUCCAACAUAACUAACUAACUUCCACUAUUUGACUGAAUUGAGGCUUCACAACAAUUUCUUAACCGGUACGGUUCCAUCUUUUUUGGCGGCUCUACCCCGGUUGAACCAACUUUCUUUGGAGAACAACAUGCCGACGGGUCCAUUACCAAAGUUUGGAAAGCAUUUGAACCUCACUUUCCAACCAAUCAACAGGUUGUGUCCACAAUCUGAAGGACUCUGUGACUAGAUGGUUUUGCCUGAGAUUGCACAAGCAUUUGGGAAUCCAAUUCAGUUGGCCAGUUCAUGGAGAUGGGACAACACUGAUUGCCAAGAUUAGAGUUUCAUUGUGUGCCAACAAGGGAACGUCGUUGUUGCUAUGAAUUUGUCAAGCCAAGGUUUAACGGGCUUGAUCCCUCCUUCGUUUGCUAAUUUAAGUGAUUCGAAGAAUUUGAAUUUAAGUGGAAAUAAUUUGAGGGGUUCAAUAUCUAAGAGCUUCACAACAUUGCUUCUCCUAGAGUUUCUAGACUUGUCUUAUAACAACCUAUCUGGAGAGGUUCCUAUAUUUCCACCAAAACUGAAGCUGAAUAUCACCAAUAAUCCCUUGCUUCAAAGUUUCCCAAUUCCUUGGAGGAUAGCUGGUAUUUUCAUAAGAAUUUCAUUGCACUAG